CUUCUAGUGCAGAGACAGCAAACACUGAGACUUGCUCUGCCAACGCAGCCUUCAAAUGUUGUCUCUGUUGUAACGCAAGCUGGUGAUGCAGCCGGGUGCAAGGAGCAGGAAUCACUCGCCUCAGGCUUUUAGCAGCAUCACAAGGGGCCCACUCCCCAGAUGCUGACUUCACAACUGCCCGCUAGCAGCAUCUGGGGGAAUCCCACAGAGCUCAGUGGAGGCAGAGGCAGGGUGGGGACUCGGGGGCAAUCCUGUCCGCUCUGCCUGGGGCUGCGCAGAGCUCAGCGGAGACAGAGGCAGGGUGGGGACUCGGGGGCAAUCCUGUCCGCUCUGCCUGGGGCUGCGCAGAGCUCAAUGGAGACAGAGGCAAGGUGGGGACUCGGGGGCAAUCCUGUCCGUUCUGUCUGGGGCUGCGCAGAGCUCAAUGGAGGCAGAGGCAGGGUGGGGACUCGGGGGCAAUCCUGUCCGCUCUGCCUGGGGCUGCGCAGAGCUCAGUGGAGGCAGAGGCAGGGUGGGGACUCGGGGGCAAUCCUGUCCGCUCUGCCUGGGGCUGCGCAGAGCUCAAUGGAGACAGAGGCAGGGUGGGGACUUGGGGGGCAAUCCUGUCCGCUCUGCCUGGGGCUGCGCAGAGCUCAGCGGAGACAGAGGCAGGGUGGGGACUCGGGGGGCAAUCCUGUCCGCGCUGCCUGGGGCUGCGCAGAGCUCAAUGGAGGCAGAGGCAGGUGGGGACUCGGGGGGCAAUCCUGUCCGCUCUGCCUGGGGCUGCGCAGAGCUCAGUGGAGGCAGAGGCAGGGUGGGGACUCGGGGGCAAUCCUGUCCGCUCUGCCUGGGGCUGCGCAGAGCUCAGUGGAGGCAGAGGCAGGGUGGGGACUCGGGGGCAAUCCUGUCCGCUCUGCCUGGGGCUGCGCAGAGCUCAAGGAUUGGACUAGCCCCAGCCAGGCUCUGUCACACCAGCAGGGGCUUUAUGACUUACAGCUGCACCACUGGCCUGAAAGGGGGGCUGGGGGGGGCUGCCUUGCGGCUCAGCCCCCGCCCCCACCCAGGCCAGCCUGCAGCAGCAGCAAGAAGUGAGGAAGGGGAAGCCCACAACUGGGGGUUGGGGGGGAAUGGAACAGCCUCCCGAACUUCACCCCGGGCACCCCGAGUGACCUCUGACCUUGGAAUGACCCCCUGGCCCCAGCAGGUCUGUGACCUAGGGAGCUCUAAGAUGACCUCUGACCCCGGAGGGGGGGCUUUCC
Gopherus evgoodei (Goodes thornscrub tortoise) is the source of this 1238-nucleotide messenger RNA. RefSeq lists its product as uncharacterized. The transcript is spliced from 2 exons. The coding region runs from base 160 to 1071 and encodes 303 amino acids. NCBI's taxonomy places the organism in Eukaryota, Metazoa, Chordata, Testudines, Testudinidae. The record is from RefSeq and is a predicted model, not a curated record.